Molecule: messenger RNA, 1548 nt
Organism: Aspergillus homomorphus CBS 101889
Lineage: Eukaryota; Fungi; Ascomycota; Eurotiomycetes; Eurotiales; Aspergillaceae
Product: SKI complex subunit WD repeat protein SKI8
Exons: 7
Coding region: 365-1375 (336 amino acids)
Cellular component (GO): Cdc73/Paf1 complex
Molecular function (GO): protein binding
Source: RefSeq, a predicted model, not a curated record
AUUUCGCUUGCCUAUCAGUCCUGACGCUGCCCCGUCCUGAGUGCUCUUUUCAAACCGCCCAUCAAAAUCAUCCCCGGCGUUCCAAUGUCCUUGCGACUAUUUUCCUCCCGUCUCUCCGCCCAGGGGCUGCCCCAGGCUCGUUAUCUUACACCAGAUCUCACGAAUACCGCUGUCGAUCGCUGGACUCAAUUCACACUCAAUGCCUCCGCACUGUCACAGUCUCUCUUGAGGCCGGCUGCAUUUUCGUUGAAUAUCCCCGGGAUUCUGUCCGACAUCUGGGAGUCCGUCCUCCGUGCCGUGCCGAAGAAGAAGACAUCCCAUAUGAAGAAGCGUCAUAGGCAGAUGGCCGGCAAGGCAUUGAAAGAUGUCAAGAGUCUCAGCACUUGCUCCGGCUGCGGGCAAAUUAAGCGCGCACAUGUUUUGUGUCCGCAUUGUGUCGCCAUCGAAACAAUAUCUUUCCUGCGGUUCCGCAGACAAUGCACACCCCACCGACAUCUACGGGCUGGCCGUGACCGACAAGCAGAUCUUGUCGGCAUCUGGGUCCUCUUCUCUCAAAGUCCAUUCGACGGUCGACCCUGACUUCCCGCUGGUCCAAUCCAUCGAUGAGGCCCAUAAGCUUGGCUGUCACCACGUAGUUACCAACUCCAAGGGAUCACGGGCAGCUAGCAUUGGAUUUGUGGGCGAGAUUGCGAUCUGGUCCUGUCACGACGACAUUUGGUCGAAGGAUAGCAUCGCUCCAGUGAACCAGGCUGGGUCGGUAGGCAUCUGGGCAAUCGCAUUGUCUGAGGACGGGCAAUAUCUUGCUGGUGUCAGCCAAGAUGGACACGUCAAAGUCUGGGACCUAAAUGCCAAUGGUGAGCAGAUUCGAGACUACGAAACAAAGGGUAGCUUCGGCACCUGUAUAGAUCUGUCCGCAGAUGGCCGAUUCCUUGCUAGUGGACAUGAAAAUGGCAGUGUCUACAUUUUCAGCACCGAGACAGGCCGCAUGCCAUUCAGUUUAUCAGGCCUUGUGAAGCCCGUCAGAACGGUUGCUUUUUCUCCAGGGGGGAAGUUCCUUGCUGCUGCCGGCGAUUCGAAGGUGAUUGUGUUAUAUGAUACUUCAUCCGGCGAGCAAGUGGCCAAUCUAUCGGGUCAUGCAGCAUGGAUCAUGUCUCUCUCAUGGAGUAAUACGGGAGAAUAUCUUCUUAGUGGCUCGUUCGACGGCAAAGUCAAGGUGUGGUCAAUCGACACUAGAGCAUGUGUAGCCACUCACUCCGAGACCGAGAAAUCAAUCUGGAGCGUAAGAUGGCUGCCGAAAGUCGGACGUUCCGAAGGGUUUGCCACGGCCGGGGCGAGCCGAAGCAUAGCAUUCUAUCGCGAGGCUACGGGUGGUUAAUCUUGACGCGCAUGGCAUGCAACUAAUUUCAAUAGAAGCCAAUUGAAAAGUUUUAACUCAUGGCGAAAAACCGGUUCAUACGGCUGCACACUCUCCCUUCAUCUCCUUUGGUAUAUGUUCAAAUGUGUUGCGGCCGCCGGCGGCUUACCUACGCAUGUAGCUUGUAUUCCUGA